CUUUCCCGCCGUCCCCGCCAAUUUCCCCGCCUCUCCGCUUCCUCCGGCACUUCCGCCGCCUCCGUACAACAACAAGAAGAAGAGUAUGAAUCGAUGCUGCCGGAAAUCGAGGCGUUCGAAUUCGAGAGAAGCGCGGGGGCGGCGGAAGAUAUGAGGAAGGUGUCAAGCGCGGCGGAGGUGGAGGUGAAGGAGCUGAAUGAGCUGCCGGAGGAGUGGCGAAGGGCGAGGCUGGCGUGGCUGUGCAAGGACCUUCCGGCUCACAAGUCGACGGCUGUGAAGAUACUGAAUGGGCAGAGGAAAUGGAUGAGGCAGGAAGAUGCCACGUAUCUCGCCGUCCAUUGCAUGCGCAUUCGCGAGAAUGAAACUGCUUUUAGGGUAUACAAGUGGAUGAUGCAACAGAGUUGGUACCGAUUUGAUUUUGCUCUUGCCACUAAGCUAGCUGAUUAUCUUGGUAGAGACCGAAAGUUUUCAAAGUGCCGCGAGGUAUUUGAUGAUAUUAUCAAUCAAGGUCGUGUUCCUAGUGAGUCAACUUUCCAUAUAUUAGUUGUUGCUUAUCUUAGUGCUCCUGUUCAAGGUUGUUUGGAUGAAGCAUGCAGCAUUUACAAUCGUAUGAUUCAGUUGGGUGGUUACCAGCCUCGUCUCAGCUUGCAUAAUUCCCUCUUCAAAGCUCUUGUCAGCAAACCCGGGAUGCUUUCGAAACAUUACCUUAGGCAAGCUGAGUUUGUAUAUCAUCAUUUGGUUACAAGCGGUUUUCAAGUGCAUAAAGAUAUUUAUGGUGGCUUAAUUUGGCUGCAUAGUUAUCAGGAUUCUGUAGAUAAAGAACGGAUAGACGAAAUAAGGGAAGAGAUGGUACGUGCCGGAAUUGAGCAGGGAGGGGAGGUGCUAAUAUCCAUCUUGAGGGUUUGUGCAAAGGUGGGGGACGCGGAGGAAGCUGAGAAGACUUGGUCCAAACUUCUUCAGCUUGAGAUUGAUCCCCCGCCUCAUGCGUUUGUGUAUAAAAUGGAAGUCUACUCGAAGGUUGGUAUGCCUAAGAAGUCUUUGGAGAUAUUUAAAGAGAUGCAGGAGAAACUAGAGACAACAAGUGCUGCAGCAUAUAACAAAAUAAUAGAGAUACUAUGCAAAGCACAAGAAUUGGAAUCUGCGGAAUCCAUUAUGACAGAAUUUUUGAAUAGUGGUUUGAAGCCACUGACACCAUCUUAUAUUAGUUUACUAAACAUGUACUACAAUUUGGAAUUACAUGAUAAACUCGAAGAGGCAUUCUUCCAGUGCCAGGAGAAAUGUCGUCAUAGCUGUACUGUAUACAGUAUAUAUUUGGAUUCAUUGGUGAAGGUUGGUAAUCUUGAAAAGGCUGAGAAUAUAUUUAACCAAAUGAAUCGCGAUGGAUCUGUCGGUGUUAAUGGCCGAUCAUGCAACAUUAUCUUGAGUGGAUACCUGUCCUCUGGAAAUCACUUGAAGGCUGCAAAGAUCUAUGACUUCAUGUGCCUAAAAAAGUACGAUAUUGAAGCUCCCUUGAUGGAAAAGCUUGACCAUCUCUUGAGCUUGAAUAGGAAAGUUGUUAAAAGACCAAUGAGCCUGAAGCUAACCAAAGAGCAGAGGGAAAUAUUAAUUGGGUUGCUUUUGGGUGGUUUGCAGAUUGAUUCUGAUGACCAAAGGAAGAAUCACAUUAUCCGUUUCGAUUUUAAGGUUAAUUCUAGCUACCAUUAUGUCCUGAAGAGUCAUAUACAUCGCCAGUUCUAUGAGUGGCUGCAUCCUUCAUUUAAGCCGAGUGGGGACAUUGACAAUGAGAAGAUACCAAACAAGUUUUGUACCAUUGCGAGCUCUCAAUUUGGCUUCUAUGCAGAACAGUUUUGGUCAAAGGGUCAGCCAACGAUUCCAACACUUGUCCAUAGGUGGUUGUCACCAUGUGUUCUUGCAUACUGGUACAUGUAUGGAGUGUCGUCCUUGGACUGUAAGGUAAAGAGGAAAGGGAGGGUAUUUUGGAUUGGUUUUCUGGGAAGCAAUUCAUCUUCCUUCUGGAAAUUGGUUGAACCUUAUGUUUUAGAAGAUGUAAGGGUGUUUCCUGAAGCAGGUGACCACACAUUGGAGGGGGGUUCAAUGGAAAAUGAGAACAUUAAUUUCAAUAGUGAUUCUGACUGAUGAACAUACACCACAUUCAUGAAUCAUGAUCGGAUUUGGAGCUGCUUUUAUUCAUCUCACUGACACUGAAGUGGCUGCUAUGUUGCAAACUUCUGAAAUACCCCUUUUGUAUAUUCUUAAUCCCCAAUUGCAUAGAGAAUGGACUUUCAUUGUAUUAGUUACAAAAAUAAAUUGAACUAUUAUUGUUAUUCUACAUAUUAAUCAAUCAAUAAUAUUAUGUAGCACUU
Arachis duranensis is the source of this 2363-nucleotide messenger RNA. RefSeq names its product pentatricopeptide repeat-containing protein At2g15820, chloroplastic. Gene Ontology annotation, molecular function: endonuclease activity; protein binding. The record is from RefSeq and is a predicted model, not a curated record. NCBI's taxonomy places the organism in Eukaryota, Viridiplantae, Streptophyta, Magnoliopsida, Fabales, Fabaceae. Gene Ontology annotation, biological process: Group II intron splicing; mRNA cis splicing, via spliceosome; photosystem I assembly.